Molecule: messenger RNA, 711 nt
Organism: Drosophila innubila
Lineage: Eukaryota; Metazoa; Arthropoda; Insecta; Diptera; Drosophilidae
Exons: 1
Coding region: 10-564 (184 amino acids)
Source: RefSeq, a predicted model, not a curated record
UUUACUUGCAUGCCAUUAAUUCUCAUAUCCUCAAUGCUUUUACAGUACUGUUAUUUAAUGAAGCCAUUGAACUUUUCGCUCUGGGAUACGCCCAACUAUGGGCUAGUGAUGAAAAUGCACGUGAGAAACAAUUCGCUGUCGUCGGUGACAACGGUGCGUAAGGAAGUUGCGAUACCGAUGUGGCAUUUAGUUCUCUUGCAACAUUCAACUAGACGUCGCAGUAAUACACGUGUGGAACAACCUCGUACACUCUACAAUUCGUCAGUAAGAACUUGCGAGUUCUGGAAGUAUAUUAAACGUGUUAAUGCUUGGAAUAAUGCAGCCAAAUUGAUGCUCUCGGGUGCUGGAAGCAACAUGAGUCUCGCCUGUCCACUCAAGCCAGGCAUCUAUACGAUGAAUGUGAUUCAAAUACCACCCGAUACGGCCAUAUUGAAGUUUAUGUAUCAACCAAAUACCAUUUACACUGUCCUAGGGACCGUUUACUCCGUCAAUCCCAAAGAUGGCGUCACACGACAUCCCAUCUGUCAUUACGAGGUGAAUACAACCAUUCACAAGACGUGUUGAUGUGUUGUCACAAUGCAACAGGCAAUCGGAUGGAAGAUUUCAAAUAUUCUAAAGCUAUCCUAAAGCAGUAGAGAUUCUGUCUGUUUCCUUAACUUUUCACGUAUUUAAGGACAAUCCAUAUUUUUUUCUCAUCUUAAUUCAUUGCGU